Eufriesea mexicana is the source of this 3839-nucleotide messenger RNA. RefSeq names its product ADP ribosylation factor-like 4 (gene Arl4). The coding region runs from base 1041 to 1664 and encodes 207 amino acids. Lineage: Eukaryota; Metazoa; Arthropoda; Insecta; Hymenoptera; Apidae. Gene Ontology annotation, molecular function: GTP binding; GTPase activity. The transcript is spliced from 4 exons. The record is from RefSeq and is a predicted model, not a curated record.
GUGGUUGGACGCAGAGAGACCGUGCUCUUAAAUGUUAGCCGGUGAGCGACUGUUUUGAUGUGUUUUAAUGUCAUCCACUUGAACAAUUCGCGGAAUCGAACUCAGUUUAUUCGCGAGUGUUCCCGCGCGAUAAUCGUGGAAACUAUCAUUCGAAUCUUUAUCGCGUUAGAAACCGAUAAUUCGAUUGGUCUUGCGUCGUUUGCCAGAAGUGUGUCAAAGUCGAUGUAACGUGUUUCUGUGCGUCCAUAGUCAAUCGUUGCUAUAAGUGCUCUGGGCUUCGGAUAUGGUUUCUGUCGAAUAAAAAAUGCCGGUGCGGUAGUGAUCGUGGCCUCGAAGCGAGUCCUUUUACGGCGGGGACGAGCAUCGAAAGCGGAGGAGAGCCCUCUCUCUGUCUUUCUCGUUCUCUCGCCGAUCGUCGUCGACUUUGGCCCACAGAAAGCGGCAGCAGCCAGCCGAGCAGAGCUCUGGAAGGGACGGAGGAGGAAAAACGAGCAGAACGAGGCUGGCAGGAGAGAAACAUCGGAAACUAGACGCCAGGUACAGAGCUAGCAUUGGAGUAAAGCGGCCGAAGACGAAGCGGCUCGAAGGAUCGUAAAAAGGCAGGAGAAAGAGCGAGCGAGAGAGAGAGAGAGAGGGAGAGAGAGAGAGAGAGAGGGAGAGAGAUAGGUAACUCUUAGGGAUUCGGGGGAAGAAAAAGCCGUCGGAGAAGGGAAUACCGGUGUGGUCCUGGACGUCAGGUAGAUCCAGCAUGAAGUAGGUGGAGAGCCGAGGAGUUUCGAAGAAAGACCGCUGGAGGUCGCUGGAAGAAGGAAGAAAAUUGAUCGUAGGGUACCCAGAGGAAGAGAAAGUAGGGUGAAAAAGGCGGAAAGAUAGCGGAGAGGAGAUUGAUUAUAAUUCACGAUCGAUCCUGGAGGAGACUGAUAGAGAAGGAGGCUAAAUGCCAGAUAAAGGAAAAGGGAGCGAAGGGAAGAAGGCGUGGAAGGAGGGUUAGAGGUCUAGAUAGAGAGGUCACGAGCCGAGGAAGCCGGUGAAGGAGAGGAAUGGGUGCCGGGAUGGGCAGGAGCGGCACGAGCGGCGGCUUCCUCGAGGCACUUCCUACGGGAACGCCGCUCCACGUGGCCAUGCUCGGCCUAGACAGCGCUGGGAAGACCACCGCGCUCUAUCGACUCAAGUUUGACCAGUACCUAAACACCGUGCCCACCAUCGGCUUCAACUGCGAGAGAAUCCGCGGUGGCAUCGGGAAAGCGAAAGGUGUGAAUUUUCUCGUGUGGGACGUGGGCGGGCAGGAGAAAUUACGACCGUUAUGGAAGUCCUAUACCCGAUGCACGGACGGCAUUAUCUUCGUGGUCGACUCGUGUGACGCGGAGCGACUCGAGGAGGCGAAGAUGGAGCUGACCAGAACGGCCAGGAGCCCGGAUAACGCCGGUGUGCCCAUUCUGAUCCUGGCCAACAAGCAGGAUCUGCCAGGUGCCAAAGAGGUAGGCGAAUUGGAAAAGCAUCUAGGCGUCCUGGAAUUAGCUGGAAUGCCAGGCAGCGCGUGCAUCAGAGUGCAGCCGGCCUGCGCGAUCACCGGCGAAGGUCUUCACGAAGGGUUGGACACGCUGUAUCAGCUGAUACUGAAGCGACGUAAGCUCGCGAAGCUGAACAGGAAACGGGCUAGGUAGGCCAGGGCCUCGGAGGACUGCACGUGCGUCUUCUGAUUUUGUAAGUCGCGGACAGUCUCUCCUUUGGAUACAGCCACGCCUUCCACGGUGUCUUCUUCCUCGGCCUCUUCGUCGUCGUGCUGCAAUGACGACGUCCACGAGGUGCUCGAGUGAACGCACGUGCACGUUCACGCGGACAAUUGUUCACGUCGUGAAACAACCCCACCUUUGUUCACCACGAUUCUUUCAUGGACCAGUGUCUCCCGAGACGCUGGCCGACCGGACGUGUGUUUAAAGGUGCAAGCUGAACGGUGGAUUCGUGCGAGAUCGAAACCUAUCCCGUUCUUCGAUGCAGAUCUCAUCUGCGAAGACAGUUCGAAUGAUCUUCGUUGGAGACAGAGGUUCUUUCAGAGGUGCCAGCUAUGCCCGGAUGCUUCGCGCCGGGAGUUUAGGCGUUGCUCACUUAUCACUUGCUAUUUUUCUCAGAGGAUACGGACAUGUCUUCCCUGCCUCCGAACAGGAAGUUAGGGUCAGGAAGACGUAAGAAAUUUUGCUACGCGAACCAGAUAUUCUCCAGAGACUAGACGAAUCGUGGAUGUAACGACAACGAAACAAGUGCUUCUUCGCCGUUACACGGAAGCUCUAUUUUGCCAAAUUUUCCAUCACCUCGGCUCGUUAUCGGUAACGAGCUCGACGCUGCUUAAGCCUGUGCUGCACUCGACGAAAGUGAAAACGCACGAACGCAAAGGCCCGCAAUCGCGCAUUUUUCUUCCACGAAGGGGUCAAUCGACGCAUUCGCGUUAACGAUGUUUCAUCGCGCUGACUUCAUUGCUGAUAACGAUGACGUCCAGUCGUAUUAACGAUGCUGACGUGAGAUCUCCGGGUCAAAGAGGAAGACGAAGAUAAGAGCUGGGAUAUCGGUAACCGUGACCGGUAAUUCGAAGCUCUGGAAGUGAUCGGGAUUAAUUAAGAAUCGUCGCGACCAACACCCGAGACUCGGAUCCUCGAUCAGGAUGGAUAGCUCGAUCGGGCGAAGAUUUUUUUACUUGGACGACGGAUAUGCUAGGGGAUUCUCGUCGCAGCGAGUAGAAAAGAGAAUCCCAGUAGAUCGUUUCCUUUUGUCACGUGGAGGGCCCCCGUGGUCUUGGGAUCGCGGAUUAUCCUUCGUCGUGAAUUUAUCGUGUUAGUAAAGCCAUAGUACGCGUUCGUAGAGCUCGAGGUGAAUCGUGGACCUAGAUGUCCCGACGACGACCGUGCCUCUCCAGUUUUUUGCACCUUUAUACCAUGUAACGAGAGAAAGCGAGAGAAAGAGCGACAAAACUGAUAAAACUGAUACGUGUAGAUAGUAUGUCGUGGCUUCUUACCGGCGAACGGAAUUUUUGUAAAACGAUGUGAUAACUACCUGCCCCUCUGCCCCCUUCCUUAUCCAAUUAAAUUAGCCUGUAUCGUACGCGUGUACACGUGAAUUUGUAUCGUAUUCGUUGUAUCGUGCUCUAUAGGCAAGUAGAAAAGCGAACCGAUCGUUUUGAGCUUGGUCGGGAUCGAUACAUAUCUCGAGGAAGUCCAACCGAUCGAUGAUCCAGCGUGAUAUUCUUUUAAUCGCGAUCGAAGCUGUUCCUCCAUACGAUUCGCUCGUUUCUCGGAUCUUGAUAUAUCGUUUCGCCUUUCUCUAUGCGUUCAAAGCUUGCGGAGAAAAUUGGAUUUUUCCUGACCCGUUUCGCGGGUCAGCUUUCGGGUUGUUCUUUGAAAGAUUAGUCGAUUCUUGUGCAGAAGUCUGAGCGAAGGUUAGAGCUCAAAACGGUGGGUGCUCGUGUUUCUUGCCAGUGUACUUUAUCCUUAACGGCCCCUUCGACGUGUGCACUUCCGGUACGGGCAAUUCUUAUCGACACCACCGCACGAGACGAUAUUUUCUCGACACGGUCAUGGGGAACAUAUCAGCAGAAACGAUUUUUCGUUAUGUAAAACGUUCUCGAUACUCACGAGUAGCUUAGUUUUUACGAGAAACCUUCGAAACCUCGAACUCCUAUGAUUUUUCGUCCACGGAUCCUGCUCGCAGAAAAUAUCGUGUCCGAUUGCUCGACCGGUCAGUCGACGAAGAAUUGCUUGCUCCGAUUAGAAGCGUGUUUGCCGCUGAAAUUCCUUUUUCGUGUCUCGGGCGAAGAAACGCGAAGUUCUGAUUUUAUUCGGUGUUCUCGU